AUGCCUUUCUACGAAGUCCACCACUCUUGUGCUCUUACACAGGGACAACGUCAAAACUUAGCGACCGCAAUUACGAAGCUUCACUGCGAUGCUUUCAAGACUCCAGCAUUUCUAGUCCACGUACGCUUCCUUGCAGAAGACAACACCGACAACACUUACUUUGUCGCUGGAAAACCUCACCCUCUAACAUCAAACCGCAUCUCUGGAAAUGUUCGCACGUCUGCAGCCCGAUCGAAAGCAGAUUUCGAUGAGCUCGGUGCAAAGAUAGAAGCAGCUUGGUAUGAAACGCUCCAAGUCACGUCGCCAGCUGAGAAGUCCACAUGGAGCGACGAAGAUGAGAAGACUCGAUUGAUUAUGGUGAAAUUUAUACCGCUAGUCACGAUUCGCGAGGGCGGAAUGGCCGCGCCUCAGGCGGGCGAGGAGGAAGCGUGGCUUAAAGAGCAGCUGCCUCACAUCGAGAGCAUGGCUAAUAAGGGCCUUGAGGACUUUAUUGACUUCUGGAAUGAAAUGAAGGAGAACAAGGGGCCUAUGAGUGAUAUGUUAUAA
Fusarium tjaetaba is the source of this 546-nucleotide messenger RNA. Its product is annotated as cis-3-chloroacrylic acid. Lineage: Eukaryota; Fungi; Ascomycota; Sordariomycetes; Hypocreales; Nectriaceae. The record is from RefSeq and is a predicted model, not a curated record. Bases 1 to 546 code for a protein of 181 amino acids. The transcript has a single exon.